Molecule: messenger RNA, 3003 nt
Organism: Haliotis rufescens (red abalone)
Lineage: Eukaryota; Metazoa; Mollusca; Gastropoda; Lepetellida; Haliotidae
Product: monocarboxylate transporter 9-like
Exons: 6
Coding region: 463-2004 (513 amino acids)
Biological process (GO): transmembrane transport; monocarboxylic acid transport
Molecular function (GO): monocarboxylic acid transmembrane transporter activity
Source: RefSeq, a predicted model, not a curated record
GGUCGUCUUCUCCAUACAAUCGAUAUGUGUGUUAGGAUGACAAUGGCGGCCAUGCAGGUCCAUUGCUAUGACAUGGAUGAAACAUUCAGUUACACAAAAGAUGUUUAUUGAGAAUAUAGUGACUGAAUUGUCUUCUUCCUGGGAUUAUAUGCUUCUGUGUGCAUUUAGCGACGAUUCUUGGAGAAAUGUUUCAUGGUUCCACAGGCAGAGGAUGUCGUGCAGUCAUUCAUGGCAAUGGUGGACACACACAGUACCGGGCUUAACGACUGCAGUGCCUCUCAAAUAACGUUUUAUGAACUUUGCAAUCCUCCAAACAUACACUUGACCUGCGUUUAGCUUUUAAAACCUUGUGGAGGUCACAAUGAAUCUAUGGAAAACUACAUACAAGAAUAUGGCAUGAUGAAUUUCUAACGCACUCACUGUCUGAUUCUCAGCACCAAGGAACAAAGGGGUACCAUUGUCAUGGAUACAAGACACCGCAAGGAUACUGACAGUGGAUAUGCCUGGGUUGUUCUGUUUGCUGCAACCUUUUCCAACUUCAUCAUAGGGAUGUUGUUAUAUUCGCCUGGCGUAUUCAACACCGCCAUCUUGGAAGAGGUAGAAAAUGACCUUUCGCGGACAUCUUGGAUCGGCUCCACUUUGGUUGGAACGACUACGUUGUCAGGUCCAAUAGCUGGAGUUUUUACAAGCAGAUUUGGCUGCAAAGCGGCUUCCUGUCUUGCAGGAACGUUGGUUCUGAUUGGUCUGAGUGUAUCUUCCUUUAUAAAGAGCGUCAAUGGUCUUUUGUUCACGAAUGGCAUCCUGACAGGUUUGGGAGCAGGUCUAGCAAUAAAUGCAGCAGGUACCAUACCUGGACUCUACUUUGAAAAACGCCUCCCUCUUGCAUUUGGCGUCUCCACUGCUGGAACCGCCAUGGGUCUGUUUGCUGGAGGCCCUUUAGUUGCCAUAUUACUAAAAACCUAUUCUCUCAGUGGUGCGUUUCUCAUCUUUGCUGCCAUAGGUAGUCACCUCUGUGUCGCAGGAUCUCUGAUGAGGCCAAGACGACAAGCUACAGUCAACGUUAUCGUCCCAGAUCAACCGCAUGAGUAUCAGUCAGUCACGCUCUUUGUUGAAGGUAACGCACUUCAGGAUGAAUCGAGUAACUUGACGGAAGAACAGGAGCACUGUGAUGCUGGUGUAAAAUGUGACAUUAUUGACAAUAGGAGGAAUGGUUUGGAUGACCAUAAUAUGCAGGACAAUAAUCAAAUCAAGGUGACCGAAAAGAAACCAGGGAGUUGCGAGGAAAAAAAAUGUUCAAGAAAUCGUUUUUUGAUCGUAGAAGAAGGAAACACCAUGAAAGCGGAUUCAACACUGUUACAUUCCAACACUCUUAAUUCAAACUUGCAAAGAAGAUGGUGGAGUUAUGUUAAAAGAAACAUGCCUCUGAUAACAGCGAAUGGAUUCCUUUUCUACAACAUCAGUCUGAUGUUCUUAGGUCUGGGUGAAAAUGCUAUCCUUUUCCAUCUGCCAAAUUAUGCUUACUCUAAGAGCAGCACUCGCAUUCAGUCCGCAAAUCUCUUCACUGCAAUGGGUCUGACUAGCCUUAUGUCGAGAAUAUUCACAGGCAUGAUAUUAAACGACAAGGAAAUAAGUAUUAUCUUGCUCCAUGUUAGCUGUCUUGGAAUAAUAGGAAUCCUGGCUCUGGUGUUCCCGCUCUACUCACACACGUAUUAUCUGCAGAUGGUGUUCAGCGCCUUGUAUGGCCUGUAUGGGGGAGGCCUUCAUUCUAUCCUCAGCCCAAUGACUGUGGAAUGUGUAGGGGUAGCUAAUCUCGCUGUUGGAUUUGGAGUAACUCAUUUCGCCAUAGGAAUCGGAUAUAUUCUUGGUCCACCUGUAGCAAGUAUCAUCUAUGAAAGCAGUAAGGUCUACGAUAACACUUACUUCUUUGGAGGUGGAUGUCUUAUCGCAGGUUCAGUAUGUGCAGCUGUUGUGCCAGUGUACAGGAGGUUACAUGGAUCCUCAUAAAUGGAGAUUACUUUUGAGUGAAUGAGUCCAUUAGAACACCUGUAUGAUAAUCAGCAGUCGUUACAACUUCACAGGAGGCACAGUUGACCACAGUUACGUCCACUUUGGCGUGCCAGGAAACUUUUCAUCAUGGUUUCGGAUUCCGGUUCGCCUUGAUUAUCUUUUCAGACAUGCCCCUACCAUAGCCGUGAUCAUGGGCUUCACCAAUGUGGUAAAUGUCUGAAGACAACACAUCAGACAGACAUUACAUGAUACAACUUAAAUAAAGUUCAACAGCAUGCAGCAUGAAAGUUAUGUAGGCUGUAGACCGUUUUCUUAAACCAACGAGACCCGUGAAGAUCCGGGCUAGAAUAUGUCUUCAGCAACUCAUGCUUGUAAGAGGCGACUAAUGAGUCAGACUCGCUGACUUGAUUGUUGCAUGUCAUCGUAUCCCAAUCGCAUAGAUCGAUGCUCAUGAUAUGAAGCACUAUAGAUUGUCUGGUCCAGAUCUAGACUCGAUUGUUUACAGACCGCCGUCAUACAACGUAAACCCAUGAACAAGGGUAUCAUGCUGAAUAAAAAUAUACAUAUCGCAUAUCACAAUUGUAUUCCCAAUAUAUCACAUUUACGAUACGGAAACACGCACGGAUACAUUCCACUGGUUUUAAUCAUGUCUGGCUUAGCGUGCGCAUGUGAACUAGAAAACACUGAGGAGUAAAUGUUAUCGCUGGUGACAACCCACCAUCUGUUGUCAAGACUGGCUUGCACUGAUGUCAUAUUGCAGACUUUUGCAAACUGUUAAACGCCCUGCACUCUGCACAUUGAAUGAUGAUGGUUGGUUUAAGUUCAGUCUCUACACGUGACUCCGAACAUGAUAAUUCACACACCACGUCAAUGCCACCACUUUACAUAGCAUCAGCCCCCACACCACAACAAAACAUCACAAGAUUGGUAUUUUGUUUUUAAACCGAAAAGUGUGUGAUAGGCACAAUCUCAUGAAAAUCAGACCUCAGUUCUCGC